AUGGCAUCCAUCUACAUCGACGAGGAUGUCGGCAGAGACGAGUCGCCCGCGACCGGAUCCGAGUCCGCUCCCUACAAGACCCUCCUCCACGCUUUCCUGCAGCACCCCCCCGCCGACGGCACUCAAUACCUGACGCGCAAGUCGCAAACGGAACCCGCCGAGGAGGGCGCCGACAAGUUGGAGUGGAAGCCCGCGACUAAGUCGGCCAUGAAGCGGACCACCAACGCCUACGAGCAGCGCAAGAAGAAGGCGGCCAAGGAACAGGAGCUGGCGAUCCGUGAGAAGCAGGAGGCCGACAAGCGCCAACAGGUGCUCGAGGAGGCGAAGAAGGUCAUCAUCAAGGAGGACACCUCCCUCCCCAAGCCCGUCAAGAUCCGUCUGGACGAGACCGACCCGGCCGUUGUCAAGCUGGGAUCGCCCGAGGCCGGCCAGGGCACCCGCGUGCGCGCCGUGGGUCGCGUGCACCGUCUGCGGUCCCAGAAGGGCGUCACCUUCCUGACCCUCACCGACGGCUACGGCUACCUGCAGUGCAUCCUGAGCGGCGAUCUGACCAAGACCUACGACGCCAUGACCCUCACGCUCGAGACCUCCAUGGCCAUUAACGGCGAGAUGCGCGCCGUGCCCCCCAAGCAGCACGCCCCCAACGACCGCGAGCUCCACGCCGACUUCUACACCGUCAUCGGCCGCGCUGCCGGCGACAAGGACGCCAUCACCAACCGCGUCUCGGCGGAAGCCGACCCGCAGACCCUCUACGACAACCGCCACCUCGUCCUCCGCGGCGAGACCGUCUCGGCCGUCAUGAAGGUGCGCGCGGGCGUCCUCCGCGCCUUCCGCAAGACCUUCGAGGAGACGCGCAUGCUGGAGGUGACCCCGCCGGCCAUGGUGCAGACGCAGGUCGAGGGCGGCAGCACGCUGUUCGGCUUCGACUACUACGGCGAGAAGGCCUACCUGACGCAGUCGUCCCAGCUCUACCUGGAGACGUGCCUGCCAUCGCUGGGCGAUGUGUUCUGCGUGUGCCCCUCGUUCCGCGCCGAGAAGUCGCUCACCCGCCGCCACCUGUCCGAGUACACGCACAUCGAGGCCGAGCUCGACUUCAUCACCUUCACCGACCUGCUCGACCACCUCGAGGCCGUCAUCUGCCGCGUCAUCGAACUCACCCUCGAGGACCCGGCCACGGCCACCCACAUCAAGCAGCUCAACCCGGACUUCCAGGCCCCCAGCCGCCCCUUCCGCCGCAUGAAGUACUCCGACGCCAUCCAGUGGCUGCGCGAGCACGACAUCCCCAACGAAGAGGGCAAGCCCCACGAGUUCGGCGACGACAUCGCCGAGGCCGCCGAGCGCAAGAUGACCGACAUCAUCAACCAGCCCAUCUUCCUGACCCACUUCCCCGCCGAGAUCAAGGCCUUCUACAUGAAGAAGGACGUCGAGGACCGCCGCGUCACCGAAAGCGUCGACGUCCUCAUGCCCGGCGUCGGCGAGAUCGUCGGCGGCAGCAUGAGAAUGGACGACUGGGACGAGCUGAUGGCCGCUUACAAGCACGAGGGCAUGGAUCCUUCCCCUUACUACUGGUACACUGACCAGCGCAAGUAUGGUACCUCCCCCCACGGUGGAUAUGGGCUGGGCCUGGAGCGUUUCCUGGCUUGGCUGUGCAACAGAUACACCGUGAGAGAUUGCAGCUUGUAUCCUCGUUACACGGGCCGUUGCACGCCUUGA
Molecule: messenger RNA, 1713 nt
Organism: Aspergillus campestris IBT 28561
Lineage: Eukaryota; Fungi; Ascomycota; Eurotiomycetes; Eurotiales; Aspergillaceae
Product: asparagine--tRNA ligase DED81
Exons: 2
Coding region: 1-1713 (570 amino acids)
Biological process (GO): asparaginyl-tRNA aminoacylation
Cellular component (GO): cytoplasm
Molecular function (GO): nucleic acid binding; ATP binding; asparagine-tRNA ligase activity
Source: RefSeq, a predicted model, not a curated record